Messenger RNA from Penicillium malachiteum, 744 nucleotides. RefSeq lists its product as uncharacterized. The record is from RefSeq and is a predicted model, not a curated record. Bases 1 to 744 code for a protein of 247 amino acids. The transcript has a single exon. NCBI's taxonomy places the organism in Eukaryota, Fungi, Ascomycota, Eurotiomycetes, Eurotiales, Aspergillaceae.
AUGGAAACUUCUCCAUCCAUAAGGGAUCAAAAUCAAGGCGAUCCAAUUCCGAGGGCCGAUCAAAAUGCAAGCUCCGAGCAAAAUUCAAGCUCUGAUCAAAAUACAAGCCCUGAUCAAAAUCCAAGUCCUGCUCAAGAUGAAUCCUGGGACCUUCCUCCUCCUCCACCGGCAGUGUACGCAUCUCGCGAUAUUGCCAAAAACCGUUUAAAUGAGUUUGCUACGCAACAUGGAUAUUCGAUCUCCUUUAAAAGCACAUCGAGAAACGGCAGAAUCUCGUAUAUUGGCUGUCAUCGCUCUGGAAACAGAACCUCAAAAUCGCAAGGCAUUCGCUCUAAAACAACUCAGCAAACAGACUGUCGGUUUCAAGCCCGUCGUACUAAGCGUUAUGACGACCAGCUCCAAUUUACAGUCGACAAUCCAAGCCAUAACCAUCCUGCAACUGCUGAAUCAACAUUAGUGGCUAAUCGAAGAUUCCAAAUCCGCAUGUUUCAGCGAUUAAUCAAAAGGCUAUUUGCUGGACAUACGAAUCAACAAAUUCUUGGUAUCAUUCGGAGCCGAACUCGCAAUGGGGAAUACCAUCUGUCUGUUCGGGAUAUCCAAAACUUUCGCACAAGUGAGCGAACUCGCGAUCUCGCGGAGCGUUUAUAUGCUGAGAGUAGAGUUCCAUUGAAUGAAAUACUACCAAACCCGAUAACACCACUAGUCAGACCGCCAAUAUGCAGCAGUGGCACGGACACGAUAUGA